Aspergillus tanneri is the source of this 657-nucleotide messenger RNA. RefSeq names its product transcription factor of the MADS box (gene MCM1). The record is from RefSeq and is a predicted model, not a curated record. Lineage: Eukaryota; Fungi; Ascomycota; Eurotiomycetes; Eurotiales; Aspergillaceae. The coding region runs from base 1 to 657 and encodes 218 amino acids. Gene Ontology annotation, molecular function: RNA polymerase II cis-regulatory region sequence-specific DNA binding; DNA-binding transcription factor activity, RNA polymerase II-specific; protein dimerization activity. Gene Ontology annotation, biological process: positive regulation of transcription by RNA polymerase II. The transcript is spliced from 3 exons.
AUGGCCGACAUCACCGCCGUCGGUGAGGAGAACCCUUCUCCUACCCAGGAUGACCUGCAGCAAGUCGCCGGUAACGGCGCCGCUGACAACCGCGGCACCAAGCGUUCUCGCAUGAGCGCCGACGACGACGACGAUGACGACGAUAAGCCCGGUCGCGAGCGCAGAAAGAUUGAGAUCAAGUUCAUCCAGGAUAAGUCGCGUCGCCACAUAACCUUCUCCAAGCGGAAGGCGGGUAUCAUGAAGAAGGCUUAUGAGCUUUCUGUCCUCACAGGCACUCAAGUACUGUUGCUCGUUGUAUCGGAGACCGGUCUCGUUUACACUUUCACCACCCCUAAGCUUCAACCAUUGGUGACCAAGGCUGAGGGCAAGAACCUCAUCCAGGCUUGUCUCAAUGCCCCUGAUCCCACCAGUGAGAACGGGGUCGAUGCCCCUGACGUGCCCGCCGAGGCGCCCGAGGAUGUGGCCCACCCCAAUGUCAAUCCUCAGCAGUCGAACAUGCCUCGUCCCGCUGGGAUGCAUCCAGGCUACAUGACCAACGAACAGCAGCAGCAGAUGGCUUACUAUCAAAAUCUGCAGCAGCAACAGCAGGCGGGUGGGCAAUAUCCGGGUAUGCCCGUGGGCAGCCGGAUGCCCCCUCAGCACCAACCCACUGCGUAG